UGUGAGGCCCGCGGGGCGUCCCCGCACCGGGCCCGGACGCCGGGAGUGGCCCGCUCGGCAACGCCGAGCGAUGGCCCUGCUGCCGGUGCUCCUCGCCUCCUGGGGCCUGAGGCAGUGAGGGGGCCGGCGGGCGAGGGCUGAGGGGGCCGCGGGCGCCAUGGAGGGGGUGCUGUACAAGUGGACCAACUAUCUGAGCGGUUGGCAGCCUCGGUGGUUCCUUCUCUGUGGGGGGAUAUUAUCAUAUUACGAUUCUCCUGAAGAUGCCUGGAAAGGUUGCAAAGGGAGCAUCCAGAUGGCAGUCUGUGAAAUUCAAGUUCAUUCAGUAGAUAACACACGCAUGGACCUGAUAAUCCCUGGGGAACAGUACUUCUACCUGAAGGCCAGAAGUGUGGCUGAGCGACAGCGGUGGCUGGUAGCCCUGGGGUCAGCCAAGGCUUGCCUGACAGACAGUAGGACCCAGAAGGAAAAAGAGUUUGCGGAAAACACUGAAAACCUGAAAACUAAAAUGUCGGAACUAAGGCUUUACUGUGAUCUUCUUGUUCAGCAAGUAGAUAAAACAAAAGAAGUGACCACAACUGGUGUGUCCAGCUCUGAGGAGGGAAUUGAUGUGGGAACUCUGCUGAAAUCGACCUGCAAUACUUUUCUGAAGACUUUGGAAGAAUGCAUGCAGAUUGCAAAUGCAGCCUUCACUUCUGAGCUGCUCUAUCGUACUCCCCCAGGGUCACCUCAGCUGGCCAUGCUCAAGUCCAACAAGAUGAAACAUCCUAUUGUACCGAUUCAUAAUUCAUUGGAAAGGCAAAUGGAAUUAAACAGUUGUGAAAAUGGAUCUGUGAAUAUGGAAAUAAACGAUGAUGAAGAAAUCCUAAUGAAAAACAAGAGCUCCUUAUGUUUGAAACCUGCAGAAACAGAUUGCAGCUUAUCAAGUGAAGAAAAUACAGACGAUAAUAUAACAGGUGACAUGAAGGAAGAUGGAGAGGAAAACCUGGGAAAUCAUGACAGCAGCUUGGUGCAGCCUGAAUCACACUCGUCACGCAGCUCUCCAGAAUCCCACUGGGAAGAAGGCCAAGAAGUUAUCCCAACUUUCUUUAGUACCAUGAACACCAGCUUUAGUGACAUUGAACUUCUGGAAGACAGUGGCAUUCCCACAGAAGCAUUCUUAGCAUCAUGUUAUGCUGUGGUUCCAGUAUUAGACAAACUUGGCCCCACGGUGUUUGCUCCUGUUAAAAUGGAUCUAGUUGGAAAUAUUAAGAAGGUAAAUCAGAAGUAUAUUACCAACAAGGAAGAGUUUACCACCCUCCAAAAGAUAGUGCUGCAUGAAGUGGAAGCCGACGUAGCCCAGGUUCGGAACUCAGCUACAGAAGCCCUCUUGUGGCUGAAGAGAGGUCUCAAAUUUUUGAAGGGCUUUUUGACAGAAGUGAAAAAUGGAGAAAAGGACAUCCAGACAGCCCUGAAUAAUGCGUAUGGUAAAACAUUACGGCAGCACCACGGCUGGGUAGUUCGAGGGGUUUUUGCGUUAGCUCUGAGGGCAGCUCCAUCCUAUGAAGAUUUUGUGGCUGCGUUAACCAUAAAGGAAGGCGACCACCAGAAAGCAGCUUUCAGUGUUGGGAUGCAGAGGGACCUCAGCCUUUACCUCCCUGCCAUGGAAAAGCAGCUGGCGAUACUGGACACUUUAUACGAGAUCCACGGACUGGAGUCUGACGAGGUGGUAUGACGACUGCAGGGCAGCGCCGCCUUUCAACUUCAGGGAAUAAAGUUUGCUAAAGUGUUUUGUUGCCCUGCUUAGUUUCCAGCAGCAGCUUCAACCCUCUUCAGUCCCUUGCUUGGGAGUAUGGAGAGGAGGAAGCAAAGCCCAGUGCUUUUAUAUGUAAUUUUUUAAAUGCAUAUAUGUUUCAUGUGUUUAAAAAUCAAGGUGCUAUAUAUAUUCAGUUCAAAGGGCCUCCUGGAAACCAAAUCAUAGCUGUUACAUAGAUGUGAACGGCAAGUUGUAGGAGCAGAUUUGGCAGAGGACUCUGUUAGUGUUGUAUUUGGUUUUUUUGGCUUGUCUCUCUCUUUGUUUAGCUUUUGGUUUUGAUGGGCUACCCAAACCCAAACUGAAAAGGAACAAAUUCUGUAUCAGAGAUGAUGACUCACAGGCAGUGUUGCAGUCAGUUUAAAGCUAGACUAAGAACGUGGAGGGCGCCAAGCCCCUGUGUUGAAGCUAUUGAAAUGGAGUUUGCUGUUCCUGGACGUCCUGCAGAGGAUCUUCUUCCCUGUGGCUCUGGGGCCGGAUGAGCCUGAGUGGUCCAGGUGUCCGGGGCCUUGGUGUGACCAAGCAGUGCCAUCCUUAUUGACAGGUUGGAGGCUGUGGCUCUGAAGAGAUGAGUGGCAUGUUCUGGCUCCAAGCUGGAGGACAGGACAGAAAGAUUAGGACAGGUCUUCUGAGGUGACCCGUCUGUGCACCCUUUGCCAACCUGCUGGUCUCUGCAUCAUCUUAGUUGGACAUCACAGCAAAAGCGUGACAUUCAGGAAUUACUUCCCGGUUUUAAAGGUGAAAUUUAGAGGUCAGGAGAUGUGCUCAGUCACACAGCCGCGCUGUAGAGGAACCACGUGAUUUCCAUGUGUGAUCCGGACCACCUCUGCAUCCAAGUGCCAGGGAGUGCUUGUUUAAACAGCAAAUUCACAGGCCUUAUCUUGACCUGAACGACCAGGAUUGUGGAAGUGGGACUCAAGAUAAUAAACCUCGGAUAUGACUAAA
Molecule: messenger RNA, 2734 nt
Organism: Phacochoerus africanus (Common warthog)
Lineage: Eukaryota; Metazoa; Chordata; Mammalia; Artiodactyla; Suidae
Gene: PLEKHA8
Product: pleckstrin homology domain containing A8
Exons: 14
Coding region: 158-1711 (517 amino acids)
Biological process (GO): intermembrane lipid transfer; ceramide transport
Cellular component (GO): membrane; cytosol; cytoplasm
Molecular function (GO): ceramide 1-phosphate transfer activity; ceramide 1-phosphate binding
Source: RefSeq, a predicted model, not a curated record